UUGUGCCACUAGAGAACAGCUGAAUUUACUGAUGUUGAAAACUAGCACCUAAAUUCGUUGAAUCAAGUGUCCAGUAGAGGUCGGUGUUUAAAAGCUCUUUGGAAGCCUGCAUUUUGCAACACGCUGUCGAACAGCACGUGAUUAAAAUAAGUGGUUGACGUCAUUAAUCACGUGCUAUUGUCACUAGAAACGACCAUCCGCACUCUCUUGUCUACUCGCUAGUGCUUUAAAAACAGGACAGGACGUCGGGGCUCCGGUUUUAUUCUUCCCAUCACUACUGAUCAGUCUGUCCAUGCGGAGCCUGGCGCUACUUCUGAUUCCAUGUGUUGUCGCGGUAGUUUUGCAUUUGUGGUUCGGGACUAACAGAUCGAGCAGCUCCUCUGAGAACAAUUCUGGUGAUCAGUCUGGCCUUGGUAAGGUGAUGGUCGGGGUGGUGUCUGCUAGACAGCAUUAUGACCAGAGACAGGCCAUAAGACAGACCUGGGGAAGAAACGUCCAGGACCAGCCACUCCACCCACACAGGAUGCAGGUGAAGUUCAUCAUAGGGAAACAUGGCUGUUCAAUUCCAGUGGAGGACAGAGAAGACCCCUACUCAUGUUCCCUCCUGAACCUUACUGGACCAGUUCCAGGCGAGGAGGAAGGUGACGUAGAGGCUGUGAGGUUGUCUGACCCGUCAGUGCUGACUCCUGGGGAGGUCUCCUCCAUGGCGCUGGACUUCAAAGUCCUUCACCCCGUGGUCAUCACCAGGCUUGGGGCGUUCCCUAGCGGAGCUCACUUGGGCAUCAAGGGCAACGUCACAGUCAGGCUUCUACAGCUGGAACAGCAGGAGGCGGUGGUCACGGCCCUCUUCAGCUCUGUCAGUCCUGGGACCCGUGUUAAUGGUAUCUGGUACAAACCGGUGGAGCAGUUCAUUCUGCCUAAGGGUUUUGAGGGAUCUCUGGUCUGGGAAAGUAGGGACUCUGCUGGUCUGACCACCAUCAGCUCCUCUAUUGUCCAGCUCAACACUGGGGGAGGAGUACUCAAGUUUUUCUCUAUCAGUGAAGGGACAUUGCCCCACAGGAGUGCUCUGGGAUUCCCUGGAGUGGCCGGAGGAUUCAUGUUCAGAAUCUAUGACAUGGACGUCCUGUCGGAGGUGUUGCGUGGCCGGGUGGGAAGGUUCCAGGCCCAUGGCUUCCAGCUGCAGGGGGAGGAUCGUGCCCUGGAGCAGGAGAGUCUGCAGUAUGGAGACAUGGUGUUUGUGGAUGUAGUGGACACCUACAGGAACGUCCCUUCCAAGCUGCUACAGUUCUAUAAGUGGUCACUAGGAAAUGCUGUGUUUGACCUGUUGCUGAAGACCGAUGAUGACUGUUAUAUUGACGUUGACCAGGUGUUAAUGAAGAUUGACCAGAAAGGCCUGAAGAGACAAAACUUCUGGUGGGGAAAUUUCCGUCAGAGCUGGGCGGUGGAUCGUGUUGGGAAAUGGCAGGAGCUGGAGUACACCAGUCCAGCCUACCCUGCAUUCGCCUGUGGUUCGGGGUACGUAGCGUCCAGGGACCUCGUACGCUGGCUGGCCAGCAAUGCAGAGAACCUGAAGGCUUACCAGGGGGAAGAUGUGAGCAUGGGGAUAUGGAUGGCUGCGGUUGGACCACAGAAAUACCAGGACUCUGGGUGGCUGUGUGAAAAGGAGUGUUACCAGGACAUGCUGUCAUCUCCCCAGCUCUCCCCUCAGGAGCUGCGGUCCCUUUGGGACAGUAAGAGGGCCUGUGGAGACCCCUGUGGGUGUCCCUCUGGACCCAGCUAGUCAACAGUCCACCUGGGACCUCCUCAUCUCUGUUGGAUUCACAGGGGAGACUCUGGAGUCUGUCGUAGUAACAUAUUCACUGCUAACAAGAGAUUCAUUGAACUCUGGGUCUGUAGGUAUUAACAGUUCCAGAUUAGGGCUGAUUUAGGAUCAGGGUUCCCUGGGCUUAUCAUCUUAACAUCAUAACACAGGAAUGAGGUGAAACAGACACUGGUUUCUGAAGAGGCACCGCUUGAUAUGGUCUAACUGCUUGAUACCAGGUUCCUAUGAUAAUAGGGUGGUCAGCCAUGUGUUAUUCUACUGUGUCAGCAGACCAAUCACAACACCUGAACACCUUAAAAGAAGGUUCACAGCCUGACAAUGGAAUUAUCAUGAUAUCUACAUAUGUAAAUAUAUUGACUCGACUUAACUUAUGCCUGAAUUUGACCUAGCUCUAACGGCUAUCCUUAUACCUGAAUGUAACCCCAAUUCUAACACUGCCCAACUGUACAUUUUCCCUAGAUGGGACCUACCAAAAAUGGAUGAGAAACAGGCAAGAGUGUGUGAGGUCAUUUAUCUUCCUGGUAGAUAAUUGUGCUCUGUUCUGAAGUAAUGUCUACCACACUGGUAGUUUGGAAGUUGAUAAUUUACUGGCAAUGUUGUCUCCGCUAACAUGUGAACAUUACAGUCACAUUUAAAUCCCUCGGUGCCCAGCUUCAGUGCCAUGCAUUGAAUCCAGUCCUACAUUUUAAGUAGAAGCAUCUGCGACAGCUUAGACACACAUGAACAAUGAUGUGAAACAACACCACAACUUCUUAAAUAGGUUUAUUUGAGAAAUUCAAGUUUGGCGCAUAGUUCCCAUUUGCAAUGUACAGCAUAAACUUAAACAUCAACGUUAAUGAACGAAGCAGCAGGCUGUUAUAUUAGACACUGCCUGACAGGGGACAUUGCUGUGUAAACAAUCUGUUGUGCUGCCCUUUAUCAAAGGAACAGUAACUGAACGCCUCCAUACAUCAAACAGAGGAUCAGGUUUUACGUCACACCACAGUGUUAUCACCAACACUGAUAACAAAAUACUCCUUCUUGGCACUCAGCCAGUAGCAUACUUCUACACCUUCCGAUACUGGCAGCAAGAAAAUAAUAUUUGCAGCAAUCAUCCACUAACCCAAUUUCUUGUUGGUGUUCACACAGAAAAACACAUUUGUAUUCCACAAAUAAGGCUUUUAAGUGUUUUGGAAUACAGUGUUAGUCGGACAAUGUGCUGUGAACAUCUAUCCUGUCUUGUCCUUACAGGUGUGGUUAGUUCAGCCCCUUCAUAUCCACUGCUACAGACCUAACAGAGGCAACUAUACACAUUUUACCCAGGGUAUCCAGAGGAGCUGCAGUAAUGUAAUGUGAAGGCUGUUGGGGUCAGCCAGGGGUCAAGUGUUGUUGGGGUCAGCCAGGGGUCAUGGUGCCAUGUGUUGGUCUGGGACAGGAAGUGGACUGAGUGGAAGGUGUGUUUGUAGCAGCCCAUAACACCAAGCUAUGGUUCUGGUACCUGUGGGUCAGUCCUGUUUAGGCCCAGCUUUGGGCUCUGGUUCUCUGUACAAGGUACUGAGGUGGUCCACCAACCCUUCCAGCUCCGGAUUCCCCCCCAGAUCGUUGAUGAGGCGGUACGCUUCGGCCUCCAGACCCCUGAGCGUCUCCCUAGUGUAGGCGAAGGAGCCCACCUUUUCCAGAUAGUCUACACAGUACUUCUUGAUGUCCACAUUCUCCGUCCUUUGCCUCAAGAUGUUCUGGACCUGGGUGCUCUCUGGACGAGACCAGAUGGCGUGGAUGGUUGGGAAGGAGAACUUCCCCUCUGUGAGGUCUUCACAGAAGCUUUUGUUCUCGCUGUACUCAGCUGAGUUCAAGUUGGCGUAAUCAUCUCUGAUCUGGAAGAAGAGUCCCAGUGUGUCCAGGAGGGGCUUGGGAAGUGAAAUGAAAUGUUAAAAAAAAAACACUCAAACUGAUGACCUUUUGGUUCAAGCUGAGCUGAAGAGCUUCUUAUCAAAACCCUCAAGUGAUCCACAGCACCAUUACAUGUUCUAAAAUCUCAACAUUUACUAUGAAAUAUCUUUGUAAAUAAACUAAGAUACAAAUACAAAUUUAUCACAAAUAAAAACCAACUUGCUUCA
Messenger RNA from Esox lucius (northern pike), 3918 nucleotides. It is a transcript of the gene b3galnt2, whose product is annotated as beta-1,3-N-acetylgalactosaminyltransferase 2. The coding region runs from base 293 to 1780 and encodes 495 amino acids. Lineage: Eukaryota; Metazoa; Chordata; Actinopteri; Esociformes; Esocidae. The transcript is spliced from 12 exons. The record is from RefSeq and is a predicted model, not a curated record. Gene Ontology annotation, molecular function: hexosyltransferase activity. Gene Ontology annotation, cellular component: membrane.